AGCCGACUCAUGAAUACUGAAAACCAAGUGAAUGAAAUCCUAUACCUUGCAGACUCCCAGCCUAUUCAUCCUCUGAGCCCUAUCCAAUUACCCAUAAUAUAUCAUAAGAUCUCCCAAACUGAAGUUGCUGUCUUAUGAUCUCCUUUUAUCUCUACUCCGCCUCCUCCACCACUGAACUCUCUUAAAUGACAACCACCUAUUCCAGAAACUUCUAAAGCUCCUAUUCAACCCUCACUAGCCUCCAAACUAGACCAGGCUACUGAAAGACUUAACAAAAGUCCUACCCUUCCUCCAACGAAUCUUGCCCGAUCCAAGACUUCAAAACCUAUUAAGCUCUCCCAGAUCAACGAAAUUGGAAUCCUAAAGAACUUCCAAUGCAAUGUUUACUCAAAGCGUUGUGGCCCCAAAAGGACUAAAAAGUACAUCCAAUGAAGAUACCAGAAUUGUGCUAAAAUUUUCACAAGGACUUGGAACUUCAUCGACCACGCAAGGAUGCACUUAGGAAUCAAACCUUACAGGUGAUCUCUAUGUGGAGCCCAGUUUACCCAGAAAUGCAAUCUUAACAGCCAUAUUAGCAAAAUUCAUACUGAAAGAAGAUUAAAUAACCAGUAGAAUUCUUAAUAAUCAUCAGAAUGAAAAAUUUCAAAUUGUAUAUCUCUCUUACUAAUAUUCUGAGGUAUUGGCCUUCAAGCUCAUUCUGACCCAAAAUUCAUAAGAACGCUCCCUAUCACAGUAAUCGUGAAUUAGAAGAAUAGAUAGGAUAAUACACAUCAGAAUGAAGAAUUGGGUCAGUUUAGUUCAUCAAUUUUGAUAACUUCAAAUUUCUCGGAAUUCUUCAAGCUUCUUGAUAUUUCCUUCAAAUAGCUUAUUUCAUUAAUAGCAAUGGCAGUAGGCAAGAAGUGGGGUUAAAAAGGCUAAUAAAUUUACAAUACAGAAAAGAAGAAUUCUUCCAGCCAGUCAUUUCAUAAUAGUUCUUCAUAUUUCA
Moneuplotes crassus is the source of this 985-nucleotide messenger RNA. Lineage: Eukaryota; Ciliophora; Spirotrichea; Euplotida; Euplotidae. The record is from the annotation of a GenBank genome assembly.